AUGGAAAAUCAUAAAUAUGCCACUGAGUUCGUUUUUAGCCUUUGUGAAAACAGACAAGUAGAGCUGCUGUUCUUCCUCUUGUUCCUGCUGUGUUACAGGGCUGUCUAUGGGAACUCCAUCAUUCUAGACAUCAUCACUUGCAGCCACUUAACUGAACAACCGUUGUAUUACUGUCUUUGCCACCUUUCCCUCAUGGACCUCUGCUGCACCUCCACUGUGGUUCCCAGGCUCACUAGGGACUUGGCUGCUACAAGAAAGAACAUUUCCUAUAGUGAAUGCAUGACCCAGCUCUUCACUUAUCACUUGCUGGCAGGUGUGGAAAUCUUCAUCCUGGUGUCCAUGGCCUUGGACCGCUAUGUUGCCAUUGUCAAACCUCUGCACUACGUGAUAAUCAUGAACAGAAGGAGAUGUCAUGUACUGACUGCUAUGAAACCCUGGGCAGUGGGUUUCUGGCACUCUAUUGCUUUACUUCUCAUGGUGCUCAGUCUGCCUUUCUGUGGUCCCAACCACAUCAAUCACUACCUGUGUGAUGUCAAGCCUCUUUUGAAACUGCUCUGCAAAGAUAUCUAUGUUGUUAGCAUUUUAGUAAUUGCCAAUGCUAGGAUGGUGCUCGUUGCCAUUAUUCUUGUUCUAGUUGCUUCUUACAUACUCGUUGUGUAUAAUCUGAGGACAAGAUCAUCUGCAGGGCGACGCAAAGCUCUCUUAACCUGUAGUUCUCACGUAAUGGUGGUAGUUUUAUUUUUUGUUCCCUGUAUUUAUAUUUACAUUCUACCUGCAGGAAGUGAGAAUAAGGAUAAGGAAAUUUCUGUGUUUUACACUGUGAUUGCCCCCAUGCUGAAUCCCCUCAUCUACACUCUGAGAAACAGUGAGAUGAAAGGCAUCAUGCAUAAGGUGUGGUCUCGAAUGUCACAUUCAGAGGUGAAAUAA
This is a messenger RNA of Arvicola amphibius (Eurasian water vole), 927 nucleotides long. RefSeq names its product olfactory receptor 4P4-like. NCBI's taxonomy places the organism in Eukaryota, Metazoa, Chordata, Mammalia, Rodentia, Cricetidae. Gene Ontology annotation, biological process: G protein-coupled receptor signaling pathway. The record is from RefSeq and is a predicted model, not a curated record. Gene Ontology annotation, cellular component: membrane. Gene Ontology annotation, molecular function: olfactory receptor activity; G protein-coupled receptor activity.